UUAAUUAAAACUGUAAAUUCAUUUUUAGUGGUUGAAUGUUUAAAAUGUAUGCGGAAUGAUAUGGAGGGGGAUUGCCACCGUGAUGUGCGUACAUAUUGCACCGGUGCUUGGUGCACUAAAACUAUUGGUUACCACAACGGGCGUUGGUUAGAAAUGCGUGGAUGUUCCCCAUUCAAUCCUCUUAAUACCCAGAGUUGUAUAACUAUAGAAAGACAAUCAGAACUUUCCCAACUUGGCGAUACACAAAUUCCACAGCAUUUAAGUGUUGAACAAUGUUUUUGUUCAGGGCAGCGUUGUAAUGGCGCAAUUUCAAUUAAAUUUAAGAAAGGAAUAAUUAACUACAUUCUUUCAAGCAUUUUUGCUAUGAUUUUAGCAUUAAGCAUUUAA
This is a messenger RNA of Meloidogyne enterolobii, 387 nucleotides long. The record is from the annotation of a GenBank genome assembly. Lineage: Eukaryota; Metazoa; Nematoda; Chromadorea; Rhabditida; Meloidogynidae.